Spodoptera frugiperda (fall armyworm) is the source of this 3251-nucleotide messenger RNA. It is a transcript of the gene Ntan1, whose product is annotated as protein N-terminal asparagine amidohydrolase. The coding region runs from base 343 to 1284 and encodes 313 amino acids. The transcript has 7 exons. Gene Ontology annotation, biological process: ubiquitin-dependent protein catabolic process. The record is from RefSeq and is a predicted model, not a curated record. Gene Ontology annotation, cellular component: nucleus. Gene Ontology annotation, molecular function: protein-N-terminal asparagine amidohydrolase activity. Lineage: Eukaryota; Metazoa; Arthropoda; Insecta; Lepidoptera; Noctuidae.
UUAAUUGCCCGUUGCAUGAUACGGGCACUAUCGAAGCACUAUUUCCAACAUAAUAAGCAUUAUCAUUACAAUAACAAGCUAGUAACUCGCGGCAUUCGAUGUGCUCAUGACGGGAAUACGAUAACCCGACAGACCGUCUCAGUUGGAUUUUGUGUGCAAGAAGCUACACAAUACUUGUGUGCCGAGUGCCGCCCAUUAUUUAACAUUACAUUUUUUAUAAUCAAAUAAAUACUUAUAGGCAACUUCAGUGUUUCACCGUUCGGAGUUAGACAUGUGUUUGUGAUUGUGAAUUUGGAACAUUUGGAUCUUGUGUUGAAUAAGUUCACAGGAACAUUAGUUAGCAUGGUGGUGGUGCUGAACGGCGUGCUCGCGGACGAGUGCCCGACGUCAGUGCGCGCGCUGCUGGCCGCGCACCCCGGCUACAGAGAUGCGGCUGCGCAACUACUCGCGGCCGCCGCUAGGGUUGUACCGCCGCCUGGCUUGCUGUAUGUCGGCCAGCGGGAGUUAGCCGCCGUGGUACCUCAUGACAAAAACGUCAACAUCAUUGGAUCGGAUGACGCCACAUCAUGUAUAAUCGUUGUUAUCAGGCAUUCAGGGUCAGGCGCAGUAGCCCUCGCCCACCUAGACGGGUCGGGCACAGCGGAGGCGGCGGCGGCGAUGGUGUCGCGGGUACAGCAGCUGGCCGUCGGCUACCCGGAGGGCAGGCUCGAGCUGCAGCUGGUCGGAGGCUUCACAGACCCUCACCGCUACUCCGAUGAGCUAUUCGCUAAUAUUAUGUUAUCAUUCCACCGGCUCUCAGUAGAAAUAGACCUCACAUUGGCUUGUUGCUGUGAGCUGAACACAGCGCUGGGCGGUGGGUCGGCCGCACCCCUCGUCACUGGAGUCGGUGUGGACAUCCGCGCCGGCGAUCUCUUCCCCGCCACAUUCCCUGAUAAAGGACCUGAACUGCCACUCAGAGGUGCUCGGACUAUUACCAGUGGACCACAUUCCGGACAGGUACUAGAUAUAUACGACAACACGGUGGGCCUACUCCGCAUCGGUCCGUUCAACUACGAGCCCCUGCGCGGCGUCGACCUGUGGCUCGAACAGUCGGAUGACUUCAUACUGCAACAUCUUAGCACCACACCCGCUGUGGAGCCGCCGCAUUUCGUACACAAUAUCCGUGUAACCCUGAAAUUCAUUCAGCAGCACCCGUUCCCGGCUGUGACAGUGUUCCCGGACAACCGCUCGCAUUAUUACCGCCGCGACGAACAAUCCGGGUGUUGGGUACCCAUGCGCUUCUAAACGCCAGCAAAUACUGAUAGACCUACCAUUUUAUUAAAUUAUCAGUAGUAUUUGUUUCUUUAGGACUGACACUUUUUAAUAUGUAGGGCGAAACUGGUCGUGUACGGAAAUUCAAUAUUUAAAUUGAUUAAUUAUUAUGUUAUCAGCUUAAUCACGCAACUGUUUGAUGAGGAACUCGACUCGUUUCAAGCUAUGUUAGAAAUUCAUCAGUUACUUGAAUAAGUCAAUAACAUAUUAAUUAAUUUAGUAUAUCUCACGAAAGUUAUAAUAAAAUUAUUUAAAUUGAUUGUUUUUGAUGACCAAUGUUUUUGGUAGAGUGGCGCUGGUGUCGCUUUUAAGGGACCUAGUGUAUUACAUUGACGCUAUAUCAAGCUUCUACAAAAAAUUGUAAGUAAUGAAAUCGGGGCUAGUUUUGCUCUUUUAAAAAUAUGAAAGUACAUAAUUGAUAAAAUUAUUUAAACAAUAUUAAAUUGUCACCAGUGUUUGGUUAAGUUUGAAAACUCAGCUAGAAAAAAAUUAAACAUAUCAAUGUUAGAAAAAUCUAUGAAAUUAUGUUAAAAGAAAGACCAUUGGAAUAUAAUACGCAAAUAAAGAUUUAUUUAAAUAAAAGUAAUGCAACUACAUGUUAUAUAAAUGGUUUUGAAAAUAUUAAUGCUUGUCAUAAAAUUUUUGGGAAAAUACAUGACACUUCCAUUUUUAUUGUUGGCAAGACUAAACAGGGUUGCCAUGUGACAAAUUUUAAAAUGACAACUAUAAAAUUAUUCUCUCUAUUCACAGUGCUAGUAAUUUAUUUUUAUGAUUUUAAUAUUCAUAUGGUCUUAAUUUAAAUUCAGUCUCUUUGAACUUUGAAAUAAGGUCUAUAAUUGUGUAACAAGGUAUGUUUUCUUUUUGUGCUUCUUCCAAUAAUAAUGAUUUUAUGUUAUGUCAUGCUUUAUUAGUGACACAAAUUUUUUCAAGCAUUUCAAAGACAUUUCUUAGGAAAAGUAUACUUCGGCACGUCAAACUACCUCGAAAUAUCAAAAUUCUAUAGUAUAUUUUCAAUCUUAUUGUCUUGCAAUAAAGUUGAGUUUACUUUGAUGCUAGACAGGUGAGCUUGAUGUGCUGGAGUAUAUAAACUUAAAUAUUUUUGUGUUAUUGUGAUAAUAAUUGAGCUAAUAAUGUGUUAUUUUUUCAUCUAUAUUAUGAUAGACAAAAGUAAAGCUUAUGAGUUGGCAAAAAUGUUAGUAAAAAUCGCAUAAGGUUUGAUUCCAAUUAAUACAAUGUAACAGAAAAGCAUGGUCAUGAAAAAAUUGUUCUUCCAGACUAAAUGAAACAAAGAACAACAAUUUAUUAGACACCGGGCACGAUGCACCAAAAAAUAUAAAACAUGAAAUUUAAAUAUGAAUUAUAAAGGUAAAGUGGCAAUAUGCCCAUGCCGAAAGGGAAAUAUCUAUUGGUGGACCACACUUUUCUGUUAUAAGCCGUAUAUUAUUGUAAUUUAUUAAAUGCUCCUUCACUCAUAUAGGGUUUUAUGUAAAGGGCUGAAUAGUUAAAUAGUUUUAUCGCGUAUAUUUAGUACGCAUUCAGCUUAUUUUUUUAAACUGCGACAUUAUUCGAGUGAGGUGCAAUAUUGGGCGAUCUAAAAAGUAUGAAUAAAGCGGUAAAAAUGUUGCUAUAUACAAAAAAUACGCAAAAAUUAAAUCGCUUCUUACUUUUGUAUGUAAAUAUAAAAUUGAUAAUGUUAAUAAGUUAUGAUUAAUUGUAUAUUUUGUCAUAUUCGUUUAUCUACUUCCAGUUAGAAUUUUUAAGUUUUAUUAUGAUUUUUUCUUGCCUUAAAGGUAUAUGGCAGGAAUGAAUUUAUAAAAUAGAAUGAAAAUUGUCAGAACAAGUUGUGUUGUAAAUAUUAUAGUGAUUUAGAUAUAGUUAGUGACGUUAUUAGUUAUUGUUUUGUGAAAUAUUAUGAAUAUAUUGAAAGUUCAAAGGAAUAA